AUGGCACCGAAGCGCUCCGCUGCCACGGCCGCCAAGAAGGCAGAUCUGCGACCCUGGCCACCAAAGGUGCCCUUGGGCACCAUAGAAGACAUUCUACCGCUCAUCCAGGCUGAUGACGAUUCCCUCGAUUCACUGAUGUUGCCUGCGCCGGGCUUGCUCGGUGACGACGUGCCCAUAUCCCCCUUUGGCCCCGCGGAGAUGGAGUAUGUUUGCCAGUGCCUACGGAAGAACAGCAGUGUGACUCACCUCAAUGCAUCGAUGAAUCCCAUUGGCGAUCAAGGUGCAAAAUGUGUGUCCGAGAUGCUGAGAUGCACUGGAGCGGGAGCAGGUGCACCGCUUCCUUUGGCGCGCCUUUCCUUGAAUGGCUGUGGCAUUGGAGCUGUGGGAGCAAGAGCCUUGGCGGAGGCGCUCGAAACGGCAUCUGAGUUGAUUGUAGUAGAACUGGUGAACAAUGAGAUGGGUGAGGAUGGAGGGCAAGCUUUGCUGGAGGCGGUGAAAAGGAACAAGCAUCUCAAGGAGGUGAAGGUGGCUUGGGCCCAAAGCUCGGAGGGCCUCCACGAUGCCGCAGAGCUUUACGUGAAACGCCCUGGACUUGAUCCUUUGACGGACCCAGCCAUCGACUGGACGGGCCUGGAAAGGAGGACCUACUCAGUGCGCUUGCUGUACAAGGAGGUUGGUGCGGCAUAUCUUCCACUGGAGCCCACGCACCCUGGGGCUCGCUUGCGGUUGUUGCUCGAGGAUUCCAAGGCGGUUUGCCUUGUGACCUGCUGGUGCGCCCGCCGCAGAAACUUGUUGCCGGAGGAGCGGCUCGUGCGCAUCACAGCGAUUGAUGGCAAGUUGAUGAGAGCUAGCCCUGAGAAGCUUGCGCCUGCAGAGCCCGAAGAGCCUUGCACCCUUGAGGAUGCAGCUUAUUUGAUGUACACCUCUGGCAGCACUGGAACGCCCAAAGGUGUUUUGGUACCGCGGCGCGGUGUCCUGAAUGUUCUGCACUCCUUUGAUGCAAUGGUCAGGGGCUCCUCGGAGCGCGGAGCUCGGAAAAUCCUGGCCACAACCACCUAUUGUUUCGACAUCUCGGUUUUGGAGAUCUUUUGGCCACUUUGCUUCGGAUUCUCGCUCUUCCUGGUGUCCGCCAACACCGCCAGGAACGGGCCGAGGCUGGCCAGGCUGCUAGAGAGCCAGGGUGCCGAUUUACUUCAGGGUACGCCAGCUUUGUGGCGCUCUUUGGUGGCUGCUGGCUGGCAAGGCCAUCCAGGUUUGUCCGCCAUUUGCGGCGGAGAGGCCUUCCCCGUGAGCUUGGUGAAGCCUUUGCAGAUGGCAGCGGGCGCUGGCGUGUGGAAUGCUUAUGGCCCUACGGAAGCGACCAUUUGGGCAACAACGUAUGCCUUUGAGUCCAGCUUUGAUGCUUCGGUGCCCAUUGGCCUGCCAUUGCCAAACGUCCGUCUUUGCAUGGAGCAGGUGGAGGAGGCUCGAGUGGAAGAGUCUGCUGACGGUUCUGGUGAGCUCCUGGUGGGAGGUAUUGGUGUGGCACUAGGCUACCACUGCCGACCGGAACUCACAGCUAAGAGCUUCGUGCAGCGGUCUGGCGGCUGCGUCUAUCGAACUGGAGAUUUAGUUUGCCUUGGGGAAGGAGGCUUCCAGUUUCUGGGCCGGAUUGAUCAGCAGGUGAAAUUUCGUGGCUUCCGCAUCGAGCUGGGUGAGAUUGAGUCUGUGUUGGAGCGUCACCCUGCCGUGCUGGCAGCGAUUGCAGCUUUGAGCAGCAUGCCAGCACCGACACUGCUGGCGUUCGUUCAGUGCAACAUGGACAUCGAAGUUCCAAAACCAUCAGUUUUUCGCUCCCAUUUGGCUGCAGCCUUACCAGCCUACAUGGUCCCCCAGCAAGUUUGCAUCCUUCAGGCAAUGCCCUUGACGGCCUCCGGGAAGAUUGACCGGAAAGCGCUGCUAUUGCAAGUGGAGCCAAAGAAAGCAGGAGAGGGUUUGCCAGCGAAGAGCUUGAGAGAUGCUGUGGUGUUGGCCUUGGCAUCGGUGUCGGUGGCCCAGGUCGACUGGAGCGCCUCCUUGGCCUCGCUUGGGGUGGACUCUGUUUCUGCAGCUCCACUUGCAGACAGGCUUUCUCAAGAUGUGUUGGGUGGCCGAGAGGAAGUGCCAUUGGAUAUUCUACUUGGAGAUGGCAGCCUUUCGGAUUUGUGUGCCUACUUGGCUGAGCGGCGGCAGCUGCUUGUGUCCGGAGAAAAGGGGUUGGACUCUGGCACCUUCAGUGAAGGGUUCCUUCCACGCCACUGCGGUAGAGGAACGUGCUCUUCCAAAGCAAAUCUUUUGCGAGGAGGAUUCACCUUUGAGCGGUGCUGUAAGGAGGAGGGCGAAGGAUGUUGGGACUCGUCCUUUACCUACGAACGCUGUUGCAGCCUCACAUCCGUGAAGCGUUUUGCGGACAUGGACUUCCGCCCUUCCACCUCCUUGCACUAUGACUUGACACACCUGCGUCGGGACAACCAGCCUCGACUCGGGCCCGUGCAGGAUGAUGAAGCUCUUUUGCUUUAUGGUCUCAUCCGGGCUGUCCGCCCGAAAACCAUUGUGGAGUUUGGCACCUCCCAUGGCUUCAGUGCUUUGAACUGGAUGCAUGCGAUUGCAGAUGAUCCUGACGCACGUGUUUUCAGCUAUGAUAUCUUACCAUAUCCUGCUGCUCGUGCUUUAGAGGACUCGGAUCCGCGUUUCAUCUUCCACGGCAAGAGCCAAGCCGACUUCGAGCCCGCAGAUGUGGAAGGACGUCCAGUCGAUGUGGCCUUUUUCGAUGCUGGCCAUUUGGUCGAGUAUAGCCUAAGGGCAUUCGAACGGCUCUUGCCGGUCCUGACCAUGAAUGCCAUCGUUGCCGUGCACGACACCGGCCUGCAUGUACUCGAUCUCACACGCACACAGUUGCACUGA
Molecule: messenger RNA, 2922 nt
Organism: Durusdinium trenchii
Lineage: Eukaryota; Dinophyceae; Suessiales; Symbiodiniaceae
Source: the annotation of a GenBank genome assembly